This is a messenger RNA of Armigeres subalbatus, 1480 nucleotides long. RefSeq names its product WD repeat-containing protein 89. The record is from RefSeq and is a predicted model, not a curated record. Bases 154 to 1356 code for a protein of 400 amino acids. Gene Ontology annotation, molecular function: protein binding. Lineage: Eukaryota; Metazoa; Arthropoda; Insecta; Diptera; Culicidae. The transcript has 4 exons.
AGCACGUGCUUUUGUUUAUAUUUACUUUUGGCGUGGUCAAACGCGUACCGGCACUUUAUUUCAUUACAUUUUUUUUUAUUUCGACUUAAAAUUUGAACCAAAAUCAACAACAAACUGUGUUUUAUAUAGGCUAGAUAGAUAAAGAAAUCAAAAAUGUUCGAAGAUCCGCCGAGCUCGGAUGAGGAUUGCCCCGUCCCGGAUGCAGACUCUUGUAAAUCAAAGAAACUGAAAGAGCUAUUCCAAUGUCAAAUCCGAUCCAGUUCGGAAACGGCCGCGUCUCUCAAACGAACUUGUGGCCUCCACCUGGCGCUAUCCAACGAUGGCCGCAAACUAGCAGUAGGUCUGUCUCGUAUGGCAAUUCAGCUGUACGACCUGACGACUAAUGGAGAUCUGGUGUUGAGUGAGGGCAAUUUUGCCACGUACGAGAGCGCGAUCAGACGAACCAAGUUUUUCGAAAGCGAUACAAACUCGCUUAUGGUUUGCACCGAGGAGGGAAAUGUGUAUUGGUACGAUUUACGAAUUGGAUCUCAACCGGUUCACACAUUUGACGACACUUCGGAGGGGUCUAGGAAAACUAUGACCUCUUUCGAUAUUAAUCAGAACGAUCGGGUGAUAUGCGCUUCGACUGAGGUGCAAAAGUGCGCCGAUAGUUUUCUGCUGUUUUUCGAUAUCAGGGAACGAACGUAUCUGGGGUCCUACUGGGAGUGCCACAGCGAAGAUAUCACCAACGUUCGGUUUCAUCCGACUAAUCCGGACCUUUUGAGUAGUGGGAGCGUCGACGGGCUGAUCAAUGUGUUCGACAUUUCAAAGCCUAACGAAGAUGAGGCCAUGCAAACUUGCUUCAAUGUUGAUGAUUCCAUCGAGUCCAUCAAUUGGCACAAAAGUCCGACCGAUCAGGAUUGGAUUUCGUGCAUCACUACCACCAACAACUUUCAUCUGUAUGAUGUCGAAACGCAGGACACUUUGGCCGAGUUCGAUAGGGAAAACAUUACGAAAUCCAUGAAAAGGACGUCCUCCAUAGAUUGCAAUGUUAUCAACACGCACAACGAUGGAAACGGAGGAUUCUUUUUGUUGGCAGGAUCAAAUUACAACAAAGGGGAAUGUCUGCGCUCACUCAAAUACGAUAACAAGCACUUCCUUCCGCAUAGGAAUUUCCUGCAAAACAAGCAAAUAAUUCGGGCCAGUGUAUACAACGAACAACAACAUUGCCUUAUCACCACCGGAGAAGGGGGCCUCAUUACGGUGUGGCAUUGCGAGCAACCGACGGACCAAACAUCACCAUCGGAGGUUGACAUCAAUGCAAGCAAAAACUUAAAACAGAAACUGCAAAUUAGUCACCGUUCAAAGCCGUACUGAACGAGCCCGCAUGAUUUCCAUUCCAACAACAACAGUCGGGUAAGUCGCAAGUGGCAAUCGUUAUCAUCACUUGGUUGGUUCAAGUACCUUUGUAUCGAAAGUAUAUCGUGUGUUGAAUCGGAAA